AGCUCUGAUAAAGCAUUCCUGUUCAUUUUUGUUAAAUUUUUAUAGAGUUUUUAUGUUUUGUGUAACAAAAUGCUUUCUGUGUUCAGGGUUGACUGUAGUAAUAGUAAUGCAAAAACCUAUAUAAUAACCUAAAUAAUAACCUAUAUAAUAAUAAUGCAAAAAAAUAUAAACCUUGACAAAAAGUAGUCUUUGAGAAUGCCUAAAUAUACAUUAAAAUCCACAACCUAAUAAAAGUUAACAAUUAUGUCUAAAAAAAAAAAACUAGGAAAUUCAAAAACCUCUCCAUAGAGUCCUGUACAGGCAACAAAAAUAUAUUGAUCGUGAAGACCAUGAGUGCGACUCCCAAAUGAGGAGCACAUAAGGGUCAAUAGUUCCUUCAAGAACUCUAAGGGCUGUGCUUUUUUCAGUAUUCUUUGAUGGAUUAAAAAAAAAAAAAGUCCAACAUUUAUUUAAAAUAGAAAUCCUAUGUAACAAUAUACAAUACUGCUUAAAAUGUUGGGGUCAGUUAUUGUUUUAUUUUUUCUGAUUUUCUGUUUCUAUGAAACAUUUGCUCCCUAAAAAGUAAAAUAUAAAAUAUCCAUAUCUGCAAGACAGACUUUUCAAGGUAGGAGAUUAAAAAUGAUCUUCCAAAAGUUACUGCCAGAUUCUGGAAGAUAAAUUCUUCAAACAGUGGUACAAAAGGAUGUCAUGCUGGUCCUUCAAGAGUCACUUUCAAUCUGGAAGAACACUUUGUAUAUAAGGUCUACUUUGUAUUUUUGAUUGUAUUUAUUUGUGCUCUUACAGUGGUGUUUGUAUUUGUGUCUAAAGAUUUUUCACCUGGUUGACUAAAUGACUGGCUGAUUGAUCACUGCAUCAAAAAAAAAUAAAUAAAUAAAUAAAAGAAAGCAAAGUAUGGUCAAUGAGUGGAAUCCGGUCAAAUUCUUGUAGUGGGCUGUCUUAUCAAGUGGGAGAGUUCUGCACACUGAAACUUUGUAAAUGUUGAAUCCACUUGACACUCAGACAACACGUGAACGCGCUCACUGUGUGACGACGCCAUGUUCUCGUGCUGGUAGAAGGACCGUUAUGGCCUAUUCUCUUGCUUUUGGAUAUUCUUUGUUGAUCCUGUGCAGCUGAGUUAUCGUGAGAUGUGUGGAUUCGACAGAAUUUGUCCAGUCGUGAUUCGCCAGUCAUUAAGAUACGUUACAGUAAAAGAUGCCUGUGAUACUUCUGCACGGUACUGUAUAUGUGACCCUGGAGCACAAAAGCAGUCAUAGCACAGUGCCAUCAGCAAACAACAAACAAAUAACCCUGAUGGCUUUUUCAUCAUAGCCGGUGACUUCAACCACGCAAACUUAAAGACAGUUCUGCCAAAGUUUUAUCAACAUUUGAAGUUGGACUGACACCUGGACCACCAACACUACAUCACUUUCCUGUGCCGACUUAAAAGAGCAAGUCUCUCUCCACCCAUCCUCAGCACUUUCUACAGGGGCACCAUUGAGAGUGUGCUGACCAGCUGCAUCACUGUCUGGUACGGGAACUGCAGUGCUGCUGACCGCAAGACCCUCCAGCGGACAGUGAACACAGCUGCAAGGAUCAUCGGUGACAUUUUCCUCACACGAUGCUCCAGUAAAGCCACCAGUAUCAUGAAGGACUCCACACACCCCUCCCACAGUCUCUUCCAGCUCCUACCAUCAGGAAGACGGUACCGGAGCAUCAGAGCCCGCUCUGCCAGACUGCUCAACAGCUUUCUCCCCCAGGCUGUGAGAGCCCUGAACUCAAAUCACCCCGCCUCUCUCUGAAACUUCAUCCAUAACUCUACCUACUGAAACCAAGAUCCUCUUAACCCCCGCCACAUGUAAACCGUCGAAAACCUGAAAAACAUUGUGCAAUUCUGAGUGUGCUACACACAGGCAUUGUCAUCGGAGGUGGAAUCUGCAGCGAGAGCUCUCAUAGACGUUUUAGCCAGGGACCUGUCUCCAAGUCUGAACAGCACAACAGUAUCCAUCCCUUCAGUCAGGGCCCCUUCUCCUUUGCUUACGCCCUCAUCUGGUUCACAGACUAGGGUGAGGCAGGCACUAAGAAGGUAAUCAAAUCCCUGAUUUUAAACUGUUGUUAUCCUAACUGUAUUGAAAAAUGACAUGUCAUUGUGAAAUUUUACAAUAAGGUGCUUUUUUCUUUUUGUCUUUGUGAGUCUCAAAUUGUUCUCUUCCUUGAUGUGUGGUGAAAUAGGCCGUUCCCAGGUAUGUUCUCAUGAGUCUCAGAAUGAUCAGCCGAGGGGGGAAAGAUGUUUCAUGUCAACACCUGCAACCUGUGUGAAAACAACAGAUUUCACUCCAAAAGGCUCAGAAGACCUAUAGUUUGCACAUGCAGGCCUGGGUAAAAGACUUCUGAGUCGUCCAGACAACGUUCAACACCAGGGCCAGGAAUUCCCCCCUUACAUGGGUCGCAUUUAUUUAUCUACACUACAGGAGACUGAAACUGAUGUUACUAUAACUGAGGAGGAGGAUUGUUCAGAAACUGACCAGCCAACUGAGCAGUCCAGAGAGAGUGAAGAGAAAUCACAGGUAACACAAGAUACAUUAAUCUGCUUCUUAACCUCUUAAGACCCGAGAACACAGUUUUAGGAAAAAAAUAGUUUUUUCCAUGUCUUUACAUUGUUUAGAGCAUUAAAAUAAUGUAAUUAAAAAAAUAAAAUAAAAAUAAGAUAUUUAAUUCAUAAGUUAUGCUACUGUAUGUCCUCGGUGGAGGGCAUCGGGACUCAAUUUCUUAAAAAAAAACAAAAAGACAUGAAUAAACAUGCAUAGGCAAAAACAAUAGAUUUUUUAAAUCACCAAUACAUUUUUAGUUUUCAAGAUUUUUAUUUUUUAACCAAACUUUGUAUAAAGAUGAUUCUCAUUCGAUAUACCAUUUUUCUUUCUGCAAAAUGUGUGUAAAAUGGCCAUAAACGGGUUCUCAUUCUCAUUAUAUACAAUGUAUCUAUAAACUAAAUCUAAUUUGCAUAUUAAUGUGUUUUUGGGGCAACGUGUAAUGAAAAAAAGAAGUGUAAUAAUGGGAGUAAUAAUUGACAAGAUUUUCAUAAUAAUAUAUAAGAUUUCAUAGAAUAUUGAAAUAUAAUUUCUUUCCCUAUUCAUUCAUGUCUCCCAAAAUGCGUAAUAAACAUGCUUUUAAGAAGGUAAUCAAAUCCCUGAUUUUAAAUGUUGUUACCCUAACUGUAUUGAAAAAUGACAUGUCAUUGUGAAAUUUUAUAAUAAGGUGCUUUUUUCUUUUUGUCUUUCAUAAGUCUCACAUUGUUCUCUUCCUUGAUGUGUGGUGAAAUAGGCGGUACCCUGGUAUGUUCUCAUGAGUCUCAAAAUGAUCAGCCGAGGGGGGAAGGACGUUUCAUGUCAACACCUGCAACCUGUGUGAAAACAACAGAUUUUUUUUCAAAUCUUUAAUUUACCAUGUAUUUAUACAUACAAAUAUUCAGCUCAGACUAAUAAUGGAUCUCUGCCCUAAACAUACAUGUGUCUGCUGGCCUGGAGAGGUCUGUGCUCCUGUCUGAAGUGCAUGUAUAGGUUAUCUGUAGCACAUACGGGUUCAGACAGCAAGCCUCAAACCCUGGGAGCAGACUCAGACAUGGUUUUCAGAUGCGGAAGUAACAUUCUCUCACAAAAACGGCUCCAGAAGCCUUAAUAGCGUAUUUUAAAGUAUAUUUUAAAGAACAUCUAGUUCCUACAUUAUUUUUCUAUACAUCGACUCACUGGGGUCUCUAACCUACAAUAUGCCCUUUAAAUGCGCCUCGAAUGUUCGCGCCCAUCAAACACGUGAAAGUUUACACAAAUAUUGUUUAAGUGGAUAGUAGGCAUAAACUGAAUGAGAAUAUAGGAUCUAUAAUAUAAUAUAACAUAAUAUACAGUAAUAUAAUAAUAGCUUUAAAAAUGGUAAACGUAGUGUAGAAACAAAAUGCAUUGCAAAAACACAUUGAUUAAAAAUCAUAUGAGGCAUGACUAUAAUUUCACAAAUAGCCUAUGUUAACACACACACAUUUUCAAAAUAUAUUUAACAGUGCUUCACAUAUAUGUGAAUAUAUUACCUUUCCAUAUGGGUAGUUAUCCUCAUCAUAUUUCAUAUUCUCAUAUUUGAGAAGCUACAAGAGUAGACUGUGAAAGAUACAUGUUAGCGAUGCGGAGAUCAUGGACACAUAUCCCUGGACACUGAGGAUAAUUCACGGGUCAGACGGGACAAAUCAUACAAAAUAACAUACUGAUUAACUGCAGAAGGGUUGAGAGUGCAUGAGACAAAUCAUUAAUGAUGGAAAUAUUAACAUGUUUAAAACUUAAUUAUUCACUAUUCACGGGUUUAAUUAACAGGACAUAAUUUAUUUUUAUUUUUUUGAUUUGUUGUGAUGUUUCCUCGGCUCGUCCAGUAGGUGGCGGUAAUGCACCUUAAGCUGGUGUGCCAACCGCCAUAAAACAUCAAAGAAGAAGAAGCAGAAGAGAGAAAGAGCACCAGCAGCUGUGCAGAAGCUCUGUAAAAUAAUAAUAAAUGACAGAACAGCUGAAAGAGUGAAGACGAGACUCGAGGAGAAGAGGAGCAGCGAGUUAACUUACCUGUUUGAAUAUUGAGUUCUUGCCUUGACCCGAUGGAAGAGAACAAGGUGAAGGAAGAACUAAUGGAAGCAGGAAAGAAACAUCAUGACACUUGCCCUCAGUGUGGAAAGAGUUUCUCAUGUGAACAAAGUCUUAAUCUUCACAUAAAAGUUCAUGCGGAAAUGAAGCCGUACGAAUGUGACUGGUGCAAUAAGAUUUUCACACUAAAAGGAAACUUUAAUAAACACAUGAAAAUCCACACUGAAGAGAAGCCACACACAUGUGAUCAGUGCGGGAAGAAGUUCAGACUUAAAGGAAACCUUAAUACACACGUGAGAAUCCACACUGGAGCGAUGCCACACACAUGUGAUCAGUGCGGGAGGAAAUUCAGACAUAAAGGAAACCUUAAUACACACAUGAGAAUCCACACUGGAAAGAAACCCUUCACGUGUGAUCAGUGCGGGAAGAGUUACAGACAUAAAGGAAAUUAUAAUGAUCACAUGAAAAUCCACACUGGAGAGAAGCCACACACAUGUGAUCAGUGCGGAAGAGAUUUAUACAAAAAGAACACCUUAAGAUACACAGGAAAGCCCACACUGGAGAGAAACCCUUCACAUGUGAACAGUGCGGGAAGAAGUUCACACUAAAAGGAUCUCUUUAUGAACACAUGAAAAUCCACACUGGAAAGAAACCCUUCACAUGCGAUCAGUGCGGGAAGAAUUUCAGACAGAAAGGAAACUAUAAUGAUCACAUGAAAAUCCACACUGGAGAGAAGCGGUACACAUGUGAACAGUGUGAUAAGAGUUUCAUACAAAAAGGACAGCUUAAUGAACACAAGAAAAUCCACACUGGAGAGAAGCCCUUCACCUGUGAACAGUGCGGGAAGAGUUUCAGAAAGUCAAGUGUUUUCAAAGUACAUCUGCUCACUCAUUCUAGAGAAAGACUAUAUAACUGUGACCAGUGCAGUAAAACAUUUUUUAGGGCAGAUUUCCUGAAGGACCACCUGACGGUUCAUACACAGGAGAGGCCUUACGUAUGUUCUUUGUGUGCAAAGAGUUUUAGACAGAUGGGUACUUUAAAAACACAUCUGAAAAGACACAGCGGCGUGAAGGAUCAUAUUUGCUCUGAGUGUGGAAAGACUUUUUUUACAGUUUAUGCACUGAAACAGCACCAGACGGUUCACACCGGAGAAAAACCUUACCAGUGUUCACACUCUGACAAGACAUUCACAUGGCCAGAAUAUCUGAAAAUACAUGAGAGUAUCUACACUGAAGAGAAGCCACACACAUGUGAUCAGUGUGGGAAGAAGUUCAGACUUAAAGGAUCUCUUUAUGAACACAUGAAAAUCCACACUGGAGCGAUGCCGUACUCAUGUGAUCAGUGCGGGAGGAAAUUCAGACAUAAAGGAAACCUCAAUACACACAUGAGAAUCCACACUGGAACGAAACCCUUCACAUGUGAUCAGUGUGGGAAGAGUUACAGAUAUAAAGGAAAUUAUAAUGAUCACAUGAAAAUCCACACUGGAGAGAAGCCACACACAUGUGAUCGGUGCGGAGGAGUUUUAUACAAAAAGAACGCCUUAAAAAACACAUGAGAAUCCACACUGGAGAGAAGCCACACACGUGAACAGUGCGGGAAGGGUUUCAUAAAAACGCCUUAAACACAUGAAAAUACACUGAAGAGAAGCUGUACACGUGAUAAGUGUGGUAAGAAUUUCAGAAAGUCAUGGGUUUUAAAAGAACAUCUGCGUACACGUUCUGGAGAAAGGCUAUAUAACUAUGACCAAUGCAGUAAAAAAUAUUUUAGGCAAGAUUCCCUGAAGGACCACCUGAACGUGCAUACACAGGAGAGGCCUUAUGUAUGUUCUUGUUGUUCAAAGAGUUUGAGACAGAUUGGUAAUUUAAAAACACAUUUGUAAAGACAGCGGUGUGAAGGAUCAUAUUUGUUCUGAGUGCGGAAAGGCUUUUUUAAUUUUAUUUAUUCUUUUUUUUUUUAGAGAGAGAGAUUUUGAACUGAAAAUGCACCAGACGGUUCAUACUGAGGAAAAACCUUACAAGUGUUCACACUGUGACGAGAUUCAAACGGCCAGAAUAUCUGAAAAUACAUGAGAUGAUCCACACUGGAGAGAAGAGAUAUCACUGCCUUUCAUGUGCGAAGAGGUUCACUCAUUUAUCUAAUUUAAUCGUUCACAGGGAAAGUGUGUCUGAAGUCACAGUAAGUAGUUCAUGUUCAGAUCUUGUACUUUCAGAUGCGAUGUUGCGUCCUCACUGAACAAGAUCCAAUACCAUGUCAAGCAAUAAAAGUUAUCUUCCAUAUACAGAAAAUGAGAAAAAAUAAACAUCAUCCGAAGAUUUCAAGGUGAAGUGAGUUUUAAUCAUUGAUUAAACUUGUUAAACUUUUAUUGUGUGCCGAAUCUACAAAGGGAUGUGGUCAUGAAAAAAACGAGAAAGUGGAAAAACUAUAUUAGUUUUGCUCAUUAAUUGCUAUACUACACUAGUUUAGUUAAACAAGUGUUGUGUUUCCCUAAGAAACUUUUGUGAGCUAAACCAUAAGCAUUCAAAUGUAAUUUUCCUUCCCACCUCAUAUAUUUUCCAUUAUCAUGUCCUUUUUGAGGGUUGCUUAUUCUACUUGUAUUAAAAAGUAGCAUAGUAUCAUUUAAUAAUAAUUGGUAAUAUCUAAAAGUCAUGAAGUAUCUGUUUGAUUUUGGGGCUUACCAUGUUUAAAUUUCUUGAUAGAGCUAGCUAAUAAAAAUAUUUCUCCCCACACGACCAAGUUUGAGAUGGAUAAUUAACUGUUUUACCUUUGAUAUCAAGUAUUGUAUAACAAUCCAAAAUUAACUUCUAAAUUUGAUUUGGUGAGUUGAUUUGCAUCAUUAAUCUUGCAUGAUGUAAUGCAGUGUGUGUGUGUGUGUAUAUAUGAGACAUGAUUGUAUGUUGGGAUAUACAGGUGCAUCUAAAAGAAUUCGAAUAUCAUGAAAAAGUUACUUUUUUGGUAACUUAUUUCAAAAAGUGAAACUUUCAUAUAUUCUAGAUUCAUUACAUGUAAAGUAAAACAUUUAAAAACUUUGCUUUAAUUUUGUUGAUUAGAGCUUACAGCUCAUGAAAAUCAAAAAUCCAGUAUCUCAAAACAUUAGAAUAUUUUCUAAGAUCAAUUAAAAAAAAAAAAAAGAUUUGCAAAACAGAAAAAUUUAACUACUUUAAAUGUUCAUUAAUGCACUCAAUACUUGCUCAUCACUGACUUCAGAAACUUCACACUGGACUUCAAGCAACAUGGAUUCUGUGCCUCUCCACUCUUCCUCCAGACUCCAGACCUUGAUUUCCAAAUGAAAUGCAAAAUGUACUUUUAUCUGAAAAGAGGACUUUGGACCACUGAGCAACAGUCCAGUUCUUUUUCUCCACAGCCCAGUUAAGAUGCUUCUGACGUUGUCUCUGGUUCAGAAGUGGCUUGGUAGCCCUUUUCCUGAAGACGUCUGAGCGUGGUGACUCUUGAAGCACUGACACCAGCUUCAGUUCUCUCCUUGUGAAGCUCUCACAAGUGUUUGAAUCGGCUUUGUUUGACAGUAUUCUCAAGCUUGAGGUCAUACCUGUUGCUUGUGCACCUUUACCUACCCAUUUUCUUCCUUCCAGUCAACUUUGCAUUUAAUAUGCUUUGAUACAGCACUCUGUAAACAGCCACACCUUUCAGUAAUGACCCUCUGUGACUUACCCUCUUUGUGGAGGUGUCAAUGAUUGUCUUUUGGACCAUUGCCACAGUAGUCUUCCCCAUUAUUGUGGUUUCAAAGAACAAGAGAUACCUGGAAUUUAUACUGUAUGGAUGGUCAUUAAUUGAAACUCAAAUGUACAGUAUUGUUCAAAAUAAUAGCAGUACAAUGUGACUAAACAGAAUAAUCAAGGUUUUUAGUAUAUUUUUUAUUGCUACGUGGCAAACAAGUUACCAGUAGGUGCAGUAGAUUCUCAGAAAACAAACAAGACCCAGCAUUCAUGAUAUGGACCCUCUUAAGGCUGUGCAAUUGGGCAAUUAGUUGAAUUAGUUGAAAGGGGUGUGUUCAAAAAAAUAGCAGUGUGGCAUUCAAUCACUGAGGUCAUCAAUUUUGUGAAGAAACAGGUGUGAAUCAGGUGGCCCCUAUUUAAGGAUGAAGCCAGCACUUGCUAAACAUGCAUUUGAAAGCCUGAGGAAAAUGGGUCGUUCAAGACAUUGUUCAGAAGAACAGCGUACUUUGAUUAAAAAGUUGAUUGGAGAGGGGAAAACCUCUCAGCUAAAAUGAUCUCCAAUGCCUUAAAAUGGAGAGCAAAACCAGAGAAACGUGGAAGAAAACGGAAGACAACCAUCAAAAUGGAUCGAAGAAUAACCAGAAUGGCAAAGGCUCAGCCAAUGAUCACCUCCAGGAUGACAGUCUGGAGUUACCUGUAAGUACUGUGACAGUUAGAAGACGUCUGUGUGAAGCUAAUCUAUUUUCAAGAAUCCCCCAUAAAGUCCCUCUGUUAAAAAAGGCAUGUGCAGAAGAGGUUACAAUUUGCCAAAGAACACAUCAACUGGCCUAAAGAGAAAUGGAGGAACAUUUUGUGGACUGAUGAGAGUAAAAUUGUUCUUUUUGGGUCCAAGGGCCACAGGCAGUUUGUGAGACGACCCCCAAACUCUGAAUUCAAGCCACAGUACACAGUGAAGACAGUGAAGCAUGGUGGUGCAAGCAUCACUACUUACUACCCUAGCAGAGAUGGCAGUGUUCAAGUAAGCCCGUCUUGCCAUCACAGUGACCGGAAUGUAACCACCCUCAGAUGGCUAUACUAAGGAGGACCCCAAACCAUGUUAGUCCCAAGGAAACAAUACACAGCUAGCCUAGAUAGCCUUCCUGCAGAGUUGCCCAGACCACAGAGUGUCUACUUGCCACCCUAGCAGGGGAGAGAGCAUUGUCUAGGCAAGGGCUCAAACAGACCGUUACUUAAAAACCCUAGGAAGGGGAGCAGUCACUGAGCUAGCACACAGAUAUCCUCAGAUAGCUAUGUACCUGGGAAGGGCUACCAGAAAGGGGACCGACUGAAACUACCCAGACCACAAAAAGUGGGUUGUCUACUUACGACCCAAAGAGGGGAGGUCUGGGUAAGGGCUCAAGAGACUGCUACUUAAAACCCUGAGCAGGGCAGCGAUCACUGAGCUAGCAUAUAGCUAUCCUCAGAUAGUUAGGUUCUAGGAAAGGGGCCCACUCCAUGAGAGGGCUCACCGCAAUUGCAGUAGAACACAGCUAACUACAGAUAGCUGUAUUCAAGUAAGCCCGUCCUGCCAAAAACAAUGGCUGGAAUUUAACCACCCUCAGAAGGCUAUAUUAAGGAGGUCCCCAAUCCGUGUCAGUCCCACAGUAGGCUAGCAAAGCACUGUGCUAUUGACCAAGAUCUUACAAGAGGGAGAUCCAGACCAUCAGUAAAUGAUUCGCUAAAGAGCGAACACAAACAUCAUAGUCCGAGAUCAAGCCUGAUGUAAGCAGUAGCCAUAGCACUAGUGGGCUGGACACCGCUAUCCUCCAGUAGCAGUUCCUUCAGAUAAGGCUGAAGAUUGCCCAGGCCAUGGAAGUGGGCCAUCUAUUUAAAACCUCCGAAGGGGAGACGGCACAGUCCAGGCAAGGGGCUCACAAAGACCACAAUCUAAAAGGGAAGCGGUCUCCGUGCUGGAACACAGCUAUCCUCGAAUAGCAGAUACCUAAACAAAGACUUCAGCACUUACUCGAGAACUUGUGCCAAGGGGAACCCAACCUAGUCAUUAGAAUCUAGGCUAGAACAUAGCUGCCCUCAGACCGCCAUAUUCCAGAGCAAAAAGAUAUUCUAGGUGCUGAAAACCUUGGGAGAGAAAACUUGCAAGCCUCUCUCCACAGAAUAUUUAAAUAUAUUCACAGCCAGCAAGACUUUCCACCCACAAUAACAUGCAUAUUAGAGAGGCACAGCCGAGCUGAAUAUAGCUCUGCCCACGAUCUUGCAGGAUCAGGGCUGAAACGACUCCGUGCUCACACUUAAUCGUCAUAACAACUCUACAAUAUCUGUGGCAUCUGACAACCCGUAUAGAGAGAGUAUGCGGAUGCCACAGAUCAAAACGAUGACCGCGAGGUGAGAUAAACUGUGCCGCAGCAAUGGCGGAACUGGGCUGCAAGACACAAGCGCUCUGUUCCGUAUCCCUCAGGUAUAGGAACAAACGCGAGCGGAGCCUAAACAUUGUGAAUGCACGUGCUCUUCGCCGAGACAAACGCGAAAUCAGAACAUGCCCUCAAGUGUUAGAAUCCAAACACAGAGGCACACAUUCCCUAAGGCGCUGCUCGACUCAAGCACUAUCCACAGGAUCCGAUAACCCAAAAAGGGCAUCUCAACCCCCGCAAAUCCUGCGAUCCGAGUCUCUGCCGUGCCUCAUCAAACACAUCCAAUGUUUUCAAGCCAAGCCAAGUUUCCUCAUAUAAAGGCAAAUGAGUGUUACAGUUGUAACACACAAUACAUAUAUUUGUCCAUACCUCUGCAUUUUCUCUCAAAUAGAGUUUUGUAUUUGCAAAUCACUUUGCAAAGAAAAACUCAACUUUCAAACAAACGCAAAGCAGAUUGUGUUUAUUUGCAAAACACUGGAUUUGUUUGAUGAAUAUUGGCACAAAAUUUGCUCCAUACUCACACGCACUUCAAACAGAUGGCUCCUGAAGACAGCAAAGAGGAUGACGUAUUCAGCAGGUGCCCUCUUACACUUCCGGGCACCCCGCCUAUGACGUCAUGGGCCAGGUGGGCCUAUAGAUUGACGUUGUUUCACACGUGUGAAACAUGCAGGCUGCAUUCCCCAAUGCGCAGCGUUGAGUUCCCUAGAAGGGGAACAAAAACACUAUAAAGUGUACUAAAACAUUUAUGGUAAACUACUAUUACUCAUAGGUGCUGCCUGAUGACGAUUAUGCUAUAUGUUUCCUGUGAAAUAAACACAUAAGGUCUUUAAGAUGUUCAUGAUUUAGGAUAUGUGUUUGAAAAAUGUUUGAUGUUUGUGCAUGAAGUGCUCAUGAAGCGUGUGCGGGUCUAUUCUAUCUGUUUGAAAUCCAUGGAUCACCGUUAUGUGUUAGUGCUGCUUGUUGAUGCACAAAAUAAGAGCUACAAAUCAAUAAAAAGACAGAUAAUUUAAUGUUAUAGAUUACACUUGAAUGAAAACAGCUGUUUUACAGAACAUGCGGUAUGUUUGCUGUGUUGUCACGUUUAUGUGGCUUUGACCAGCAGAUGUCGCUAGCCUGCCAUCACUCCUCCUAGUCUCUGCAUGCGUACAUUAAGUAAUAAUUGCAGAAUGUUUUUCAUUAUGACACAGUCAUUAUUUCAAGAAAGUUUCUCAGUGUUAUGAGAAACUAAGUGAUUAUUGUGAGAACGAUUGUCAUUAUUAUGUGAAAAGUUAUUAGGGGACACUGGGAAUUGUAACAUUUUUUACAUUUUCCUUCAUAACUCACAGACUACUUGAAAUACACUAGUCAUCUUUUGAUACAAAAAAUAUAGGUGCACUAAGUAAGGGAUAAUCAACAGCUAGCUGUGCAUUAAACGAUUUGAAUGCACGACGCGGAGGCGAAGAACCGCCCGACGCGGAGCGGAGUGCAUUCAGAUCGUUUAAUGCACAGCUAGCAGUUAAUUAUCCCGUUUAUGCCAUGGUCAUUUGCCAACAUUCACAUAUUAAAGAUGUUAAUAAUAUUUGCGCUGCAAUAUUUGACCGGAACGAUAAAAAUGAUGGUUAUUUUUGUCUGUAUUACUAUUUAACUUUAACUGUAUGUUAUUAUGGUUACCAAUGUUUAUAGGAAGCGCAUUAAUAUAGAACGUGAUUAAACUGACCUGGAACUAUCUGUGCGGUUCAACGAAUUUAAUCAACACCUGCCAGCCAAUCAGAAUCCAGUAUUCAGACAGACCAUGGCAUAAUUAAUAAUACAAUUUAUAUAUUUUCGUUAAUAAGGACAAGACUAUAAUAUUAAAUUAAAUGCAAGAUGUCAAGGGGGCAAUUGUAACCGUGUUUGGGGGAAAUAUUAACCGACUGUAUCUCAAAUAAAACCUCAAACUAAUCACUUUACUGAUGUAGUAUCUAAUAACAUUAAGAUUUUUUUUUGUAUAUGGUUCAAGUUCUUUUAGAUGUCAGGCAUUGUGCAUUCAAAAAGCAAAUAUCUUUCUAUUUUUGCAGAAGACAAGGCAACUAUUCUAGUGGGAACUCAAUUUUAAUUAUUUAAAUAUAUAUUUUACAUUUAUUUUAAUACACCCAUUUAAAAUGUAGUUUUACAUUUAAAUGUAGUGAAAUAUGUUCAUUUUCUAACAGAAAAGAAGCUUAUGUCAACACAGACGAACAAGGUGCUUACAUUGGGCCAUAUGGCAGUGUAGACAACUACAGUAUAAUAUGCAGAAUACUUUUUUCCAUAAAGACCUGUAUUCACUGAUUCUGAUGCUCUUUCAGGUGUAUAUCAUUUUGUAUUGUUCAACUGAGAGUUAUGAUACAUUAUUUCAGUGAUCUUAUGUAUGGUAUGAGCAGCUCUCAGCCACUUUUUAAUUAUUAUUAUUAUUAUUAUUAUAGUAAUAGCUCUCAAAAUAAAUAAGGUUAGUGAUCCUUACACUAUUUUGUGUGAAAUCAAGUUUUCUUUACAUGCAAGUUCUUAAAUGAAUCCCAUAAGCAUGUCCAAUCAUAUUGGCCAUUUCUUCUCAUUUGUUAAUUUCAGUCACACCCCCAGCAACAUCUCUGACUCCGACUGUGUAUUUAAAGCAGCUGCACUUCUGGUGUCUGCUCUAUAACACCAUGUUUGCUCUGGGUCUGCUCACUUGUAUUGUGCUCGGAGCACUCAGUGCUCAGGCAAAAGUAUCUAAUGACUUUGACUGUAAAGAGUUUUUCUACAAAGACAUAGAACCAACAGGAAUGGAUCAAAAUGCCAAGAAAAUCUGUCAGUGGACGUCAAAACCAAGUUAUUAUUACGCUACGCUGUACUCGGUUCAUCACAGGAUUCCUCUCUACAGCGCUUAUAGAUUUGACCCUGCAUGCUCAAGCGACAGUGGAAGUUCAAGCACCUGGCAUUUAGAGCCACAGAUUUCCCAACCUACAUCCCAAAUGUAUUACAUGGUCCGUGAGGAUCAAAAAACUCAAAAAAGUUAUAAAGAAAAUCAAGCCAUCAGCAGCGACUACACUGACUCCGGAUUUGAUCGUGGACACCUGUACCCCAACAGCUUCCAAUGCAGUGACGGCCGUACAGCAACAUUUACACUGACCAACGCUGCACCUAUGGACCGGUGUUUCAACCGUAUCCACUGGAAGGACUGGGAGAGCGCUUUGAGAAGUUUUUUAGAAGGCAAGCUUAAAAGUGGUGGUGCUUCUACAACAGCCUACAUUGUCACAGGAAUUGUACCCAGUGCAACUGAACGAAUACCACGCAGGGGAACCUCCGGAGACUCUGGAAGGGUGACCGUGCCCUCUCACAUCUGGACAGCCGUCUGCUAUAAACACAACAGUGAUGACACAAAGUCUUUCUCCUUCAGCUAUAUGGGGGAAAACAAGCCAGAGCCGGGCAUACGCCUGAUGAGUGUCUCGGACCUGAAUAAUCAGCUCAAAGGACUCUAUAGUGGGAACCCCAAAAUUAAGAUUUUUAAGGAUGAUUGUUUUGGUGACACUAAAUCAGAUGAGGUUAAGACCAAAUUUCAGAAAUUAAUGAGCUUGGAUGUGCCGAACACACUGAAAAGAACCAGCAGCAGCGACAGCCUAUCUUCUAAAACCAAUGUCAAGGUGAAGAAGAAUUAGCCUUUGACAAUUAAUACUAAUAUUUGACUUUGUAGGUUAGUAAGUACAAAUCACAAACAAUUUGCAGACUUUCUAGUAUAAGAAUGUCUUUAAUAUUUGCUUCUGAAAUUAAAUGUUUUUUUUCCCUGAUGAUUUGUAUCCAAAAACAAAAAUCUCAAUAAAAACAUUUAUGCAUCUAUAAAUAAUUAGCAAUUGUUUUUACACAAAGUAGUAACUUUGUUUUUAAUCAAAUCUGACAUUUAUGACUGUAGACUGUAGUGAAUGCACAUCAAAGCUUACAAAAUGCACAGCAAAUGCACAGACAUCUCCAUCCACUCCUCAGCAGAUGGCAGUCAGCCCAAGAAAUGUUCAUUCACAUUCACAUUAAUUAUGAAAAAAUGUUUGAAACUGUUCAAAAACAAUGUGCUUUAAACUUUAAAAUGUGUGACAAUGUAUUGGGGUGACAAACACGGUAAUCAAAGUAAUGUCUUUAUUAAAGAAAGUUUUUCCACAUACUUUUCAUUUACAACUUUAAAAAUAAAAACACCAAUACAGAAUAUUGUGUGAUUAAAAAAAAAAAAAAAAAACGUAUAAAAUACGUUAAAACAAAAAGGUCGAGAAAGUUAUGUUGGUUUCCCAAAAAAGGGUCAAAUGUUUUUCAACAGUAGAUGAAAUGAAUCACUGUUGUUAAACUGUCUUCCCAUUUUUAACAUUACGAUGUAAAAGCUCUGUAGAGUAAAUAGAGUAUCUUACACUGUUCUGAGAUGCACUGAUGACUAUGGCGAGUGGUUCGUGCCAUGGAUUACCUACCAAAGGAGAGUCGUGUACUUUUUACGUGUGAGAAGGGGUACGUCGCAACACAGACGCGUGACACCAAGGCCGUAGAGAAGUACGCCGCCACCACAAUAAAUUAAUAUCUUACCCUCAUGUGUUUUUUUCUAGGUUUUCUUAUAAACAAUAAACUCACAUAUUUUAUGUAUUAUAACAAAUGCCAGCAGCCUGACGAUUGUUGUUACACUUUACAUCACGAGCAAACCAUUGUUUAUCUAAUGUUUAAUUGCAUUUAAUCUGUAAUGUUUGGCCACAUAUUUAUGAUAGAAAUGCUACAGCCAACAGUUUAAAGUUUUAUUUUGAAACUUUAUUUGCAUAUUUAUAAAUAUAUUGAUGCAUUCUCAUAUGUUGCUGGCGCAUUUGUUUAAGUUGCUACAAAUAAUUUCAACAGCACAAGUUUUGUCCACAUUCCCAAAUGCAAGUUAUUGUGGAAAAAAAUUGGUUUUGCCACAAACUCAACUCUGUUGAACAGAACAGUACCAGAGGGUUAAAGGGAUAGAGAUGUUUAUGUUGUCCCAAACACACAUUUAUUUUUGUUUCUUCUUUGGAAAAUAAAAAUUAAAAGGAGACUUAUGGAAGACUUUUCCAUGUCCCUCAAAAAUAUGAUUAUUGAGAUUGCUUAAAAUAAACACAAUGGUUCAUUGCAGAGAAACUGUGAAAACUCUUGAAACCAUUAGUAUUUACUGUACAGCUCAGCUGUGCAUAUUUAUCUUUAUUUAAUUUUUUUCUUGUUUGCUCAACAUUUUGCUGUUUUUAAUCAUUAAUUGAAGACACUGUUUGUACUCUGCUUGCUCACGUUUAGGAAAACGGUGAAUGGUAAUGAUAGAUAUAAAUUGCUUUAUUAUAUGUUGUGGGGAGAGGUCCAUACUCUCUUAAGUUCAUCCUAAUUACUAAUUGAAUUGUUAGAAGUUUUGGGUUGUCAGAAUAGUAGCUGCAUAAAAAAUAUUAUGAAUAAAAUUCAGAGUAUGUUCAUAUUGUGAUCCAAUAUGUAGCGCCUGUGUACUCAAAUGCAAUACAUAAGCUAUUGGAGUUUUAGGUUCUCACGGAAUUCUAAAU
Messenger RNA from Onychostoma macrolepis, 16160 nucleotides. Its product is annotated as endonuclease domain-containing 1 protein-like. Bases 13305 to 14294 code for a protein of 329 amino acids. Lineage: Eukaryota; Metazoa; Chordata; Actinopteri; Cypriniformes; Cyprinidae. The transcript is spliced from 8 exons. Gene Ontology annotation, molecular function: metal ion binding; nucleic acid binding; hydrolase activity. The record is from RefSeq and is a predicted model, not a curated record.